AAAUUUUGAAUAGUGAAAAUGGGUCGGCCCGUUCUCGUUUCGAUGCUGUGGCUCUGUUUAGCUGCCGUUGUGGUCCAGUCGGCUCGGUACAGGCCCUGUGGCGGAAAUUCCAAUAAUUCGUGUGUGCCGCGGCAUUUGUGCAAUUACGGAGAAGUUGAUGAGACUUCUGGUAAGAUGGUCGGAACGUUUCGAGGCCAUAAGAUAGUAGAGUGCUCAAGCACCCAAAUUUGCUGUCCCAAUGCAAAUAUUACAAUAGAAUCUUCAAAGAUGAUUGUGCCAGUUCCACCACAAUGUGGGCACUUCAACCCUAGUGGUCUGACCUUCUACACCAAUUCAAGUGACUACGCCCAGGAGGGCGAGUUUCCAUGGGUGGUAGCCCUAAUGAGUCUUAACAAUACUUAUAAGGGCGCCGGAUCCCUGAUCGCCGACAACUUGGUGCUCACAAGCGCCUUCAAAAUGGUCGGAGAGAACGAGAACUCGCUGAAAGUACGUGCCGGCGAAUGGGAUAUGGAAACCACUACCGAGCAUUACGCCCAUGUGGAGGGUCUCAUUCACCAGAUCAUACGCCAUCCAGACUUUAGCAUUACAUCUGCUGCAUUUAAUAUUGCCAUACUGGUCCUCGAUCGUCCAUUCCAGCGAUCCCCUCACAUUUAUCCCAUUUGCCUGCCGUCACAGGGUCAGAAAUUUGAAUUAUUCCAUUGCAUUACCAACGGGUGGGGUCAGAAAAAUUAUGAGGACACAAUCAACGUGAAUGUCAUGAAGAAGGUCACGGUUCCAGUUGUACCUGCCCAAAUGUGCGAGGAGAAGAUAAGUGCGGCUCUUGAGAAACCGUUCAAAUUGCACGAGAGCCUGCUCUGCGCCGGCGGGGAGAAGGGCAAGGACACUUGCUUAGGAGACGGCGGAGGACCUCUUGCCUGUCCGCUGCCGGAUGAUCAUGGCCGGUUUGUGCAGGCCGGCGUCGUUAACUGGGGCUUGGAGUGCGGGAUCGAGGACGUUCCGGCCGUGUACACCAAUGUCGCCAAUAUGCGCCCUUGGAUCGAUCGGAUUAUGAACGGCUUUGCCAUUCAAACAGACUUAGCCAGUAUCGAUAAUUCGAAAGCUUCUUCUCUUUCCAAUUCUCCGGAACCCGACGAAAAGAAAAUAAAGUUUCUGCCGGUUACUCGUAGGAAAAGUCAGCCACCCCCGGUUCCUUUUCCUAACGUAAAUAAUAAUUAAUUAUUUAUUUAUGAUUUCGAAUCGCGGGCUCCCCUGCGACGAUAUUAAUAAGAUAUUUUCUAAUAUUUCGAAUGGUUUCUAAUAAUAUGUACAUAUGUUAUUACCUUUUGGUCUACAAGAAUUUUCUUCAUUAUAUUUUACCAUCGAAAAAAUACAAGCUUUUUCUUUAA
Drosophila bipectinata is the source of this 1385-nucleotide messenger RNA. RefSeq names its product phenoloxidase-activating factor 2-like. Gene Ontology annotation, biological process: proteolysis. Lineage: Eukaryota; Metazoa; Arthropoda; Insecta; Diptera; Drosophilidae. The record is from RefSeq and is a predicted model, not a curated record. Gene Ontology annotation, molecular function: serine-type endopeptidase activity.